This is a messenger RNA of Ogataea angusta, 1329 nucleotides long. RefSeq lists its product as uncharacterized. Bases 1 to 1329 code for a protein of 442 amino acids. Gene Ontology annotation, cellular component: mitochondrion. NCBI's taxonomy places the organism in Eukaryota, Fungi, Ascomycota, Pichiomycetes, Pichiales, Pichiaceae. The transcript has a single exon. Gene Ontology annotation, molecular function: metal ion binding; metalloendopeptidase activity. Gene Ontology annotation, biological process: aerobic respiration. The record is from RefSeq and is a predicted model, not a curated record.
AUGUUGUCAAGAAGAUUCUUCUCCUCAUCAAGACAGGUGGCCAAGUCUGUGGUCACCAAGCUGCCUAACGGCCUCACUGUUGUGUCCAAGCCCGGCCCGCAGUCUUCCUCGUCCAUUGGUCUGUACUUGAACUCUGGUUCCAGAUCCGAGAACCCAUUCAAUUCUGGUGUUUCGACGCUGGUUGGAUCCGUGGUUGCCUCGUCCAAGGCUGCUAGCGAGGCCUACGCGCUGUCUGGUGUCGAGGUCAGCUCUUCCAACGCCAAGGAAGUCACCGGACUGGCCGUCACCUCCUUCGCCAAGGGUAACGCCAAGGAGGCCUUCAAGACCGUCAAGAACCUUGUUGCCAACCUCGAGACCCUGCUGAAAAACGAGUCCUACAUCAAAGACAAGGCCGCAGAGGCUUCCGCGUUCGCCGAGGCCUUCGAGACCAAGCCAAAGCCUAUGGUCAUCGAGCACAUGAUUUCCACCGCAUUCCAGGGAACCUCCCUUGCUCUGCCAACCCACGGUAAGGCCGACACCCUGGCCACUCUGGAGUCCAUGGACCUCAAGUCGUUCCUGGGCAAGCAGUUUGUGGCCUCGAACCUGGCCCUUGUGUCUGUUGGCGAGGCCAAACACGACGACCUGGUCAAGCUUGCUUCCGAGCUGUCUGUUCCCGAGGGAUCGAAGCCGGCGUUCGAGCCAUUCCACUUCUUGGGAUCCGAUGCCAGACUCAGAGACGACACCUUGCCAGCCGCGCACGUUGCCAUCUCUGCCCAGGGUCCUGCCCCAUCGGCUGCAGACUACUACGCCGGUCUUGUUGCUGCCCAAAUCAACGGCCUGUACCAAGCCAAGGGCCUGUACACCAGCUUCCAGGGCUCGCAAUUGGCCCAGUUCUUCAACGCCAACCCUAUGACGGACGAGUUCGACCACUUCUCGCUUGGCUACUCGGACGUGUCUCUGUGGGGUGCUUACCUGGAGACCGAGCACAUCGAAUACUUGGACGAGGUGGUGCACUUCACGCUCAAGAACUGGAACAGAUUCUCUGCGGGCACGUUCACGGAGACGGAGCUGGAGCAGGGCAAGGCUGCUCUCAAGCUGAAGCUGCUUUCUCCUGCCAAGACGGCUGCCCAGGAGGCCGAGAAGCUGGCCACAAACACUUUCCUGCACGGCUUCGAGGAGUCUGAGGCCGAGAUCAUCAAGUCCGUCGACGACGUGUCGCACAAGAAGGUGUCGCAGUGGGCCCAGAAAUACCUGUACGACCAGGACAUUGCCGUUGCUGGUACGGGACAGAUCGAGGCAUUGUUCGAUUACAACAGACUGAGAAACGACAUGUCGAUGAUGAGAUGGUGA